AUGGAUAUUCGCAAACUCUUGUCGUCCAAUACCUCUUCACCCCUGGCCCCAUAUCAGGGCCAGACCAAUCAACCACGCCCGUCUGUGUCGCCUGCAGUUGUCGCCGCUGCGCCACCGAAAUCCGUACGAGUUCCCAGCGAACCCUCUCCAGAAAUUGAGGAACCCGCGAUCCCUGCCAGUGUAGAUCCACACGUAGCAGGCUUUCUCCAGACAGCACUUGGAACACGGAAAUGGAGGAUUUUCGCCAGUAAGCUCUGUGAACGUCGCGAUCCCGAUGCUCCACCAGCAAGCCGGGCCAACGAGGCUGGCGGGACAAGCGGGCCAAAGGCGAAAGCGAAGAGAAUGGCCUCUGUAAACCUCCCAGAGGUCGAGGAUGGCGUCUUGCAUGGCGGAACAUCGCCCUGUGCGAUCGCCUUCCUGGUCAAGGUUGAAGUUGUCAAAGAGGUCUUGCGAAAUUACGUCCCAAACCCAUAUCAUCCGACCAAGGUCGAGUCGCACCCCUAUCCGCCCGCCCCAGGGGGAUUUGUGCAUGUGACACGGGCCAGUGUGCUUGCAUUAUGCCAAUGGUCGAACACCCAGUUUGCCUAUUGGUCCAGACGCUCCGAAGCAGUCUCUGUCCUUGCCUGUCAUGAUUCUGGCUUGCGAGAUCUGUUUUAUGUCCUCUUCGAGCGUUUGUACCAGCGACCGCCACCACCAAAUGCAUUUGCCGCAUAUUCCCCCGUCACGACAUCGACAUCUUGGUCUUCAACAGCGUCCUCGUGCGGAUCGCCUCCCCCUUCCCAUUCAAAGCAACCCUCCAUCAGUCAAAGCCAUCAGAGAGAUAUUGACGUGGUAGAGGUCGAGCGUAGACUAAGAGUUGCUCGCUCCUUUACUGGCAAGGGUCUCGACGGUGUCAUCGCCGAAGUCAAAAAGCGCACAGGAGCCAGUCAAUUCUUGAGGGGUCGACAGUCGAGUCUAGAUCCCUUUGGCGCGUACUUGACAACUGGAGCAGCGGCGUAUGACCCAAAUUGGCCUGUAGUGAUGCCUUCCUUUCAUGGAAAGCAGUCUCACUCCAGAGCAUCUUCCGACAAUUAUGACCAUCUCACGACAUCCAUGCCUUCAGGACUUUUGACGAGUUCGCGGGCGAGCAGUGGGCUUGGCUCGCCCAUGAUGAGCCUGCCACGGCCAUCGUACGACGCCAGUAACGAACGACUCUAUGACCGACGAUUAGCGUCAAGUAUGCCCGGAUAUGACCAUGACUUUAGAUUCCCGACACGACUUGCCUCCAGCCCCGCCGGCAGCGAUUCCCCGUACUCGAGGUCAUCGACAGCGGGGAGCAAGCGUAAACGGGACGACAGCUCCUCUUCUGACGAGGACGAGCCCGUUGCGUCUGCCGACCUGAGACGACUUGCGAGGCCGAGGGCGGUCAGCGACUAUGCGAUUGCCCGCUCGGCGCUUGCAAAGCGCGCAAAACGAGAUAUCUAG
Messenger RNA from Serendipita indica DSM 11827, 1464 nucleotides. NCBI's taxonomy places the organism in Eukaryota, Fungi, Basidiomycota, Agaricomycetes, Sebacinales, Serendipitaceae. The record is from the annotation of a GenBank genome assembly.